Vombatus ursinus (common wombat) is the source of this 3060-nucleotide messenger RNA. It is a transcript of the gene AGFG1, whose product is annotated as ArfGAP with FG repeats 1. Bases 11 to 1702 code for a protein of 563 amino acids. Lineage: Eukaryota; Metazoa; Chordata; Mammalia; Diprotodontia; Vombatidae. Gene Ontology annotation, molecular function: GTPase activator activity. The transcript is spliced from 13 exons. The record is from RefSeq and is a predicted model, not a curated record. Gene Ontology annotation, cellular component: cytoplasmic vesicle.
CGCCGCGGCCAUGGCGGCCAGCGCGAAGCGGAAGCAGGAGGAGAAGCACCUGAAGAUGCUGCGGGACAUGACCGGCCUCGCGCACAACCGCAAGUGCUUCGACUGCGACCAGCGGGGCCCCACCUACGUGAACAUGACCGUGGGUUCCUUCGUGUGCACCUCCUGCUCGGGCAGCCUGCGAGGUUUAAAUCCACCACAUAGGGUGAAAUCCAUCUCUAUGACGACAUUCACACAACAGGAAAUUGAAUUUCUCCAAAAACAUGGAAAUGAGGUGUGUAAACAAAUUUGGCUAGGAUUAUUUGAUGAUAGAUCUUCAGCAAUUCCAGACUUUAGGGAUCCACAAAAAGUGAAAGAGUUUCUACAAGAAAAAUAUGAAAAGAAAAGAUGGUAUGUUCCUCCUGAACAAGCGAAAGUUGUGGCAUCUGUCCAUGCAUCUAUAUCCGGGUCUUCAGCUAGUAGUACAAGCAGCACACCUGAGGUAAAACCACUUAAAUCUCUCUUAGGAGAGACAGCACCAGCCCUGCACUUGAAUAAGGGCACACCCAGCCAAUCCCCUGUUGUAGUUCGCUCUCAAGGACAACAGCAGCCAGAAAAAAAGCAAUUUGACCUCCUGAGUGACCUUGGCUCAGACAUCUUUGCUGCUCCAACUCCACAGUCAACUGCUACAGCAAAUUUUGCUAACUUUGCACAUUUCAACAGUCAUACAGCUCAGAAUUCUGCAAAUGCAGAUUUUGCAAACUUUGAUGCAUUUGGACAGUCUAGUGGUUCGAGUAAUUUUGGAGGUUUCCCCACAGCAAGUCACUCUCCUUUUCAGCCCCAACCUACAGGUGGAAGUGUGGGAUCAGUAAAUGCUAAUUUUGCCCAUUUUGAUAACUUCCCCAAAUCCUCCAGUGCUGAUUUUGGAGCCUUCAGUUCUUCCCAGAGCCAUCAAACUACAACAGCCAUCAAUAAAGUUGUACCGAAAAAAGCUAAUCUUCAGACAACUGACAAAUAUGCGGCACUUGCUAAUUUAGACAAUAUCUUCAGUGCUGGGCAAGGUGGUGACCAAGGAAGUGGCUUCGGCACAGUAGUUAAAGCUCCAACAGGCGCUACCGUUUCAACGCCAAGUCAGUCGACCGUAUCGUCAGACAAGUAUGCAGCUCUAGCAGAAUUAGACAGUGUUUUCAGCUCAACAGCAACCUCUAGUAAUGCAUAUACUUCUACCAGUAAUGUUAGCAGCAAUGUUUUUGGAACAGUACCAGUAGGUGCUGCUACACAGACACAACCUGCAUCUUCAAGUGUGCCUGCUCCAUUUGGAGCUACACCUUCCACAAAUCCAUUUGUUGCUACUCCUGGUCCUUCUGUGGCGUCAUCUACAAACCCAUUCCAGACUAACGCCAGAGGAGCAACAGCGGCAACAUUUGGAACAGCAUCCAUGAGUAUGCCAACAGGAUUUGGAACGCCUGCCUCCUACAGUCUUCCGACUAGCUUUAGUGGCAGUUUCCAGCAGCCUGCUUUCCCAGCCCAAGCAGCUUUUCCUCAACAAACAGCUUUUUCUCAGCAGCCCAAUGGUGCAGGUUUUGCAGCAUUUGGACAAAGUAAACCUGUGGUGACCCCUUUUGGUCAAGUGGCAGCUGCUGGAGUGUCUAGUAAUCCUUUCAUGGCUGGUGCACCAACGGGACAGUUUCCUACAGGAAGUUCAUCAACCAACCCUUUCUUAUAGCCUUAGAGACACUUUACUGGAACGGACUUUAUUGUGGUCAUCUAACAUCUCUCCGCCUCUUGCACUGUUGUCUCAUUUCACUGAUUUAUCUUUAAACACAAGAGAAGUCUUUAAAAAGCCUGCAUUGUGUAUUAAACACCAGGUAAAAUGUGCAAAACAGAGGGCUCUGGCAACAUCUUUUAAUAUGUGAAUUGGCAGAAAAGGUAGCGGUAUCAUGUAUAGUAAAAUUGGCUAAUAAGUUAUUGCAGAUACCACGUUCAUUAUGCUGCAGUACUGUACAUAUUUUUUUUCUUAGAAAUUAGCUAUUUGUGCAUAUCAGUAUUUGUAACUUUAACACAUUGUUAUGUGAGAAUUGUUACUGGAGAAAUAGAUCAGCCACUUUAAGGUGCUGUCAUAUCUCUUGGAAUGAAUGAACUAAAUCAUUUUAUCCAUUGCUACUGGAAGUUAUGAAGUCAAGAUUGGAAGGUUUUGUUCAUUCUUCAGUUUUUUUUUCUUUCCUAAAGAGCUCUUCUAUUUAUACAUGCUUAAGUUCUUUAAAAUGUAGAGGGUUACCUGUCUGCAUAAUAAAGCUGAUCAUGUUUUGCUACAGUUUGCAGGUGAAAAAAAUAAAUAUUAGAAAAUAUGCUAUUGUUUCUGUGUUCUUGCUGCAAUGCCUUUACCAAAGUGGCCUUAAAUGUGAAUAGGUAAAUGGGAACAUCUUGAAUCAAAUUUUUAAAAGAUUUCUCGUGGCUAACCUUUAUGAUAAAAAUUUAUAAAGAUUAUGGGAAGGCCAUGUGGAAAAUUUAUUUAAAAAAGAAAACUAUUACAGUUAUAUUCAGGAAUGUCAGUGGUAAAGCAUUUAUAUGCAGCUGGUCAAAAUCACCUUAAUUCUGGUUUCUUGACAGGUUAUGUGUUAGCAAUUUGUUUUAAAAAUUGCAUGUAUAUGUAGUUAUCCAAGCCUUAUUAGUAUUUAAUCAUGAAACAUAAGAAGAAAGCACAGGGCCUAUUUCAAUAUUUUUUGUUUUUUAAGAAUUAUCUUUGAAUGUGUUUGAAAUAUACAUUAUCUGUUUGACUUGGUUACACUUUCAUUUCAGCAAAUUAGAUUAGUAUUGUCAGAAGGAAAUCUUUUUAUGUUUAGUAUCUGGAGCAAGAAAAACAGAAUGUUCAACAGCUGACCAGUGUGCAAAAUUCCUUGUUACAGGAAAGCCAACGAUGUUAAUGUUUGGUGGGUGCUUAACAUUAACAUUCAAGUGAAUGCAUAUUAGAUAAUGUACAGUAAUGCCUCACUCAUCUGGAAGUCAUUUAUCUGGCCAUUUCAGUUAUCUUGUACAUAGCUGAGAACCUUGGAAUAAAAAAAUAUACCUCUUAGCACCACUAUA